AUGGCAGUCAAAGGCGAGCAGCAGCAGCAGCCGCUGCACAUCCUCUUCUUCCCGUUCCCAGCCCACGGCCACCUCAUCCCAAUCGCCGACAUGGCCGCGCUCUUCGCCGCCCGCGGCGUCAGGUGCACCAUCCUCACCACGCCCGUCAACGCCGCCAUCAUGCGCUCGGCCGUCGACCGUGCCAACGACGCUUUCGCCGGCACCAACUCCCCGGCGAUCGAUAUCUCCGUCGUGCCUUUCCCUGACGUCGGGCUCCCGCCGGGCGUCGAGAACGGCACGGCCAUUAAAACCCAGGGCGACCGCGGCAAGUUCUUUGAGGCGGCGCAGCUGCUCCGGGAGCCCUUCGACCGGUUCUUGGUUGACAACCGCCCCGACGCGGUCGUGUCCGACAGCUUAUUCCCAUGGUCCGUGGACGCCGCCGCGGAGCACGGCGUCCCGCGCCUUGCGUUCAUGGGUAGCAGCAUGUUCGCGCUGUCCUGCAUCGACACCAUGCUGCGCAACAACCCGUUAGCGACUGUCCCCGACGACCCCGACGCCCUCGUUUCCUUGCCGGGCCUGCCGCACCGUGUCGAGCUGAGGCGCAGCCAGUUGAUGGACCCCGCGAACGAGGCGGAACACUGGGGCUGGGCGUUCUUCGAGGGUCUGAACGCCGCGGACCAGAGGAGCUUCGGCGAGGUGUUCAACAGCUUCCACGAGCUGGAGCCGGACUACGUCGAGCACUACCGCACGACGCUUGGCCGGCGCGCGUGGCUCGUCGGGCCGGUGGCACUCGCCACCAAGGACAUGGCCGGGAGAGGCACCGACGCGCUCUCGCCAGACGCGGACAACUGCAUCGAGUGGCUGGACAUGAAGCCGGCCGGCUCGGUGGUGUACAUCUCCUUCGGCACGCUAACCAGUUUCUCGCCGGCGGAGCUGCACGAGCUGGCACGCGGCCUCGAGCUCUCAGGCAUGAAUUUCGUGUGGGUGAUCGGCGCCGCAUGUCCAGACUCUUCAGAGUGGAUGCCCGAAGGCUUCGCCGAGCUGACGGCACACGGCGGCCGCGGGUUCAUCAUCCGAGGCUGGGCGCCGCAGAUGCUCAUCUUGAACCACCCUGCCGUCGGCGGGUUCCUGACGCACUGCGGCUGGAACUCGACGCUGGAGGCCGUGAGCGCCGGCGUGCCGAUGGUCACGUGGCCGCGGUAUGCAGACCAGUUCAACAACGAGAAGGUUAUCGUGGAGUUGCUCAAGGUGGGCGUCAGCAUCGGCGCCAAGGACUACGCAUCGUGCGUGGAGGCCCACGAGGUGAUCGGCGGCGAGGUGAUCGCCGGAUCCAUCGGGAGAUUGAUGGGCAACGGCGAGGAGGGUGACGCCAUGCGAAAGAAGGCCAAGGCCCUCGGUGGUAAGGCGAGGAGCGCGGUGGAGGACGGUGGAUCUUCCUACAAUGCUGUUGGCCGGCUGAUAGACGAGUUGAUGGCCCGCCGGAGUUCCAUGAAGGCUGGAGAAAUGUAG
This is a messenger RNA of Triticum dicoccoides, 1488 nucleotides long. Its product is annotated as scopoletin glucosyltransferase-like. Bases 1 to 1488 code for a protein of 495 amino acids. The record is from RefSeq and is a predicted model, not a curated record. Lineage: Eukaryota; Viridiplantae; Streptophyta; Magnoliopsida; Poales; Poaceae. The transcript has a single exon. Gene Ontology annotation, molecular function: UDP-glucosyltransferase activity.